This is a messenger RNA of Echinops telfairi (small Madagascar hedgehog), 1460 nucleotides long. It is a transcript of the gene AGMAT, whose product is annotated as agmatinase. Gene Ontology annotation, molecular function: metal ion binding; agmatinase activity. NCBI's taxonomy places the organism in Eukaryota, Metazoa, Chordata, Mammalia, Afrosoricida, Tenrecidae. The record is from RefSeq and is a predicted model, not a curated record. The transcript is spliced from 8 exons. The coding region runs from base 1 to 1002 and encodes 333 amino acids.
AUGACCGCACUUCAUUCUUUCAACAGCAGGGGAAAAGACCAGAGCUUAAUCCAAAGUCAGAGGAGAAAAGACUCGCAGUGUUCCUGGCAGCGCCUGCCCGUGCAGCGGAAAAGGGUUGGAGAGUGGAGAGCGCAGGGAGCGCCCCUCAGAAGCCCAGGUGGUUUCCUGUCGGGAGAAAGAGGAGCUUUGCUACUCCUGGGGAGAGUCCCAGUUUGGUUCGGCCCCCGGCGGAUCCGGGAGGAAUCGGUAAUGCUGCGCGCUGCCAAUCCCAGCACGGGGGCCCUCCCCUUCCAGUCCCUCAUGGUCUCGGACCUGGGCGAUGUGAAUGUCAAUCUGUACAACCUCCAGGAGAGCUGCCGGCUCAUUCGAGAGGCCUACCAGAAAAUCGCAGCCGCUGGCUGUGUCCCCCUGACCUUGGGAGGAGACCACACGAUCACAUAUCCCAUAUUGCAAGCACUGGCUGAAAAACACGGCCCCGUGGGGCUGCUGCACGUGGACGCGCACACGGACACGGCCGACCAGGCCCUGGGGGAGAAGCUAUACCACGGGACGCCCUUCCGCCGCUGCGUGGACGAGGGACUCCUGGACUGCCAGCGAGUGGUGCAGAUCGGCAUCCGGGGCUCCGCCAGGACCCUGGACCCUUACAGAUACAACCGGAGCCAGGGCUUCCGGGUGGUGCUGGCUGAAGACUGCUGGCUGAAGUCGCUGGUCCCCCUGAUGGGGGAGGUCAGGCAGCAGAUGGGCGGCAAACCCAUAUAUGUCAGCUUCGAUAUCGAUGCCUUGGAUCCUGCCUAUGCCCCAGGCACAGGGACACCUGAAAUUGCUGGUCUCACCCCUAGUCAGGCUCUGGAGAUCAUCCGGGGCUGCCAAGGCCUGAGUGUGGUGGGCUGUGACCUUGUGGAAGUGGCCCCAUUGUACGAUCCUUCUGGCAACACGGCACUGCUGGCGGCUAACCUGCUGUUUGAGAUGCUGUGUGUUCUUCCCCAAGUGAAAGCUGUCUGAGCGGCAUCAGGACAGAACAGCAGGGGGCGGUGCCUGAGGCCAAGGUCUCCAGAAGCAUCUCUGAGCAGUCAGGUCCUAGGCAGUUGAUGUCAGCCCCAGAGGCUGGCGGAGUGUCACUGGGGUCUGAGACAUCAGGGCAGCACUCCCAUCCAAACAGCGAGCAUCUCAAAGGAGUUCGGAUUAACCUUGAGAAAAGGGGCUACAAAGUGCUUGUAUUUGGCUUUGGAUGAAAAGAUGGGAAGAAAUGGAAAACGGAGUUCCCUAAAAAUUGAAAAUGCAGAAAUGAAAUGAACAGGGUGAGGAAAUGAGAUGGUAUAAGCAUUCCCUAUUUCCCCCAGCUCUUCCUGUUGUUCAGGAAUGGAGCGCUACACAUGCUUUUGGGACCACUCCAGAAAAAAAUGUAAGGGGGAAAUGGACAUGCAGAGCUUUAAUAAAGCAGCUUUUUGCUUACACCAGGA